Silurus meridionalis is the source of this 1716-nucleotide messenger RNA. RefSeq names its product motor neuron and pancreas homeobox 2b (gene mnx2b). Gene Ontology annotation, biological process: spinal cord motor neuron cell fate specification; neuron projection morphogenesis; central nervous system development. Gene Ontology annotation, molecular function: DNA-binding transcription factor activity, RNA polymerase II-specific; sequence-specific double-stranded DNA binding. Lineage: Eukaryota; Metazoa; Chordata; Actinopteri; Siluriformes; Siluridae. Gene Ontology annotation, cellular component: nucleus. The transcript is spliced from 4 exons. The record is from RefSeq and is a predicted model, not a curated record. The coding region runs from base 1 to 1005 and encodes 334 amino acids.
AUGGAGAAAUCCAACAACUUCCGGAUCGAGGCUCUGCUCGGGGAGCGCGCGACCAGGUGCGAGUCCCCGCCCUCGCGCGCCGUCCCGUUCUCGAUGCCCACUGCCGGGGUGUGCGCGAGAGCGCCGCUGCUCCCCUCCGUGCACGCGCUUCACUACGCGGGGAUCCCCCACAUCAGCCCCGCCUACGAGCCGUGGAUCCGCGCGAGCCUGCUGCUGCCCCGAUUCCACCCGUAUUCCGAAUUCAUUAAUAUAUCAAUCGAUCCAGCGCGCGCCCCUGUUCAUCACGGCACCCGGUCCACGCCUGAAGUUCCGUCUCCAUGGAGAAAUCCAACAACUUCCGGAUCGAGGCUCUGCUCGGGGAGCGCGCGACCAGGUGCGAGUCCCCGCCCUCGCGCGCCGUCCCGUUCUCGAUGCCCACUGCCGGGGUGUGCGCGAGCGCCGCUGCUCCCCUCCGUGCACGCGCUUCACUACGCGGGGAUCCCCCACAUCAGCCCCGCCUACGAGCCGUGGAUCCGCGCGAGCCUGCUGCUGCCCCGAUUCCACCCGUAUUCCGCGUCUCCUUCGGUGGGGCUGAUGGGAAAAUGCAGGAGACCACGCACGGCCUUCACCAGUCAGCAGCUGCUCGAGCUCGAGAACCAGUUCAAACUCAACAAAUACCUCUCACGGCCCAAACGCUUCGAAGUCGCCACGUCGCUAAUGCUAACAGAGACGCAGGUGAAGAUUUGGUUCCAGAACCGCAGAAUGAAGUGGAAACGAAGUCGCAAAGUCAAGGAACAAGUGGAAGCGGCCCGAGAGCACAAACCGACCAAUGAGAAUCCGGCAUCAGAGCUUCAGCGGGCGGAGCUCAGGAAGCAGGACGUAGAGAAAGACGACGACCCCGAGGACGAGGAACGUGAUUUUGACACGCGACACUCAGACUUUACGCAGAAGGACGUCGAUGUACGCUGUGCUUCAGACGACGAGGAGGACGAAACAAGCGACAAAGAAAAAGAGGCGGGGUUAUAAUGAGCUUAUAAACCAAUCAGAGACAAGGACGAGCGCGUCGGCUCCGAAACGUGGACUUGACCUGAAGAUACUGUGAAAUACUGAACGACUGAACUGAUGUAAAUGUUACACCAGAGGACUGAACAUUAACAACAGCAGCAUUAACACGUCUCUUCACAUCUGUCACUACUGUUUCUUCACUCUGUGACACAAAGCUACAGUUCAGAACCAGAUGUUUUCUCAAUUUGCUAAGCAGUUAGCAAAACCAUGUACAAAUCCUGUCAGGUUAUCUUAGAUUAGCUAGCUGGCUAACACAAUAUACUACAAACCCAAUUCUCAUUUAUGAACAUUUUCAAAUGUUUCCUUGUUGUUGGUUUUAUUAUAAUUUUUUUGUUUAGUUUACCAAAGCGGCGUUUUAGAAAUGCUAACAUGUGCUAACGCUACAGCUACACCACACCGUUAGCAGAUUUAUGAAAACAAUUCUCAUAGGAAUUAUGGAACAUAAAAAACAGGACAUUCACAAUUUCAUUAGCUAAGCUAAGCUUAUUGCAACACUCAUGAUCAAUGGAAGCUAAAUAGCAUGUUUAGAAAAAUUAGCAUGGUCUUAAUGUUGCUGCUUUUUUAAAUACAUGUUCACAACUUUAUAAAGGCGUGUCACGGUCUAAUUCAUCUGCGAAACAAAUGCAGAUACAAAAAAUUAUGAAUGGAAAUAAAUGGAAUCCUUUUGUUAAA